Messenger RNA from Plasmodium coatneyi, 4641 nucleotides. RefSeq lists its product as uncharacterized. The coding region runs from base 1 to 4641 and encodes 1546 amino acids. Lineage: Eukaryota; Apicomplexa; Aconoidasida; Haemosporida; Plasmodiidae. Gene Ontology annotation, biological process: endosome organization; vacuole organization; organelle fusion. Gene Ontology annotation, cellular component: HOPS complex; endosome. The record is from RefSeq and is a predicted model, not a curated record. The transcript has a single exon. Gene Ontology annotation, molecular function: protein-macromolecule adaptor activity.
AUGAACAAGUCGGACAAGAAAUUCACCCUGAAGUUAUUUAAAAUAAAAAAUGGCAACAUCAACCUGCUGAAGAAUAGAAUAACGCACUUUAGCAUCCACAACAAAUGUAUCCACAUGGUCCUAAGUAACAAUAUCUUAAUAAAAUAUUAUAUGGAGAAAAAUGAACUCUCGCAUGUAGACUUUUACAAUAAAAAAACGACAAACAGUAAAGCAGAAAUUCGGUCCAUGUUUUUUGACAACAAAUGCUACCAUGGAUUUAUAUGUCUAGCGAACAAGGAAUAUAUUUAUGUCCACUUUGAAUAUAACAUUGUCCUAAAUUUGGCAAAGUUAAAAAAGUACAACAUUUCAAGUGUAUGUUUCAACGAUUCUAGUGAGAUUAAAAAUACUGCACCCCUUCUGGUGGCAACGAAAGAUGGGGAAAUACUCGAAAUGAGCAUAAACAACAAAACGAAAACUAGCAAAGAGCAUGAAGUUAUUUUUUCCAACAACCAACUUUCCAUUCUGGAUAUAAGCAUGAUCAACCUGGAUAUUUCAAACCAGCCCAACGUUACAAAACAUACGAAAGAGGAUAACAUGUUAAGAAUUAUUUACUUCACCACAUGCAACAGCUUGCACGAAAUUAGCUAUACGUAUAAAAGUACCAGUGUGAAUAACCCCACUGAGAGGAGCGAAUUGUAUUCCCAGGAAACGAGAACCAAAACGAACAGUGAAAAUUUGAACACGAUUCAACCCGGGGACGAAACGAAGGUGUAUGAAUGUUGUAUAGACUCCUUGACGUCUAUCUUGAAAAUUGAAAAUAUCCGAAAUAGGAAUUACCUCUUUUGGCUGAACGGAUGUUGCAUAUUUAUCAGCAAAAUUAACAACUACAAAGGGGGGAAAUCAUCCAACCGAGCCAACCCAACCAACCGUGAUAGAAAAGACUCCUCCAGUGGAUCCAAGUGGAACCUAAACCAGGAUGGCAACCAUUUGGAGGAGCCCGCCUUCCUGUCCUAUUCCUCCCAGUCGGACACUUCAGUCGAUGGGAUCAACCUUGCAUCUUUUAGUGAUGAAGACGAAGAGGAAAAGAACGCAGGAAAGAGGCACACUGGGGCUGUUCACAAAUCGAAUAACCCCCCAAAUGGGAAAAAAAACGCACAAAGGAAAGAAAUGUACAAAAGUAACCACCAUUAUAAAAAAUCAUCAGAAACGGAGGAGCACAGUAAGACUAAACAGAUGAACAAAAAAAACAAAUUCAUGAAUGUGUGGUACCUAGAUAGUAACUACGUCAUUGUGAAUUUCCUCGACCUGAACAUUUUGACAAGCGAAAAUGCAAACAAUUUUGCAUUUACCAAAUCGUUUUACGAAUCCUUGUAUUGCCAAAAGGGGAACGCAAAUGUAUUGGCUAGCAAUGUUGAAGAUCUACCCACGGAGCAACAUGCAACAGAACCCGUUCUGACAACCCAAGAGGCAAAACCUUAUGAAAACACCGUAUCGGCUGUUGUAGAUAUGUGCGUAAGUGAAUUAUACAUAUUUCUCCUGUUGGAAGAAAAACUAAUCAUUGUGAACAGUGGCAACCUUAAGAAGGUGUUCGAGCAAACCCUAGCCAUCGAAACGUACGGAGACGUCAUACGCAUAAUGAAGGACAACUCCGAUGACCAAGUGUGGCUUUGCACAUCCAAGUACAUCUUCAAAAUUGUUGUAAGUAAAAAAAAGGGAGAAGGAUUUUACCUUAAUGAGUAUACACAAGCGAACGAUUGCGAAAUUGAGUAUGCUAAUUUGAAGCCAAAUCUGAGAAAACAAAAUCUUUCCAGAAUGUUGGAAUCCUGCACAAACUCCGAAAGAAUAAAAAUAAAAAAAUAUAUCCUAAGGAAUAAUAAGUACCAAAUUGAUCAGUUUAGAAAUUUACACAUCUCCACUGAGGAAAUGCUAAUUUCUUUUUUACAUAAAAAGCAGUACUUCCUUUUGGCGUCCCAUCUGUAUAAUAAUAUUCACUACUAUAAUAACGUCGUCAAGAUUGUGUUCUUCAUAUGGCUCAUUCAGCUGUACUCCUACUCCCUCGAUCUGUACAUGCACCUGUACCUCAUCACGCGUUGUUCCUUCCCUCGACGGCAGCUCAAAAAUGAUGCCAACGGGGGAAGACCCCCAAGUGAACAGUCAAGUGUAACCUCUGAUGAACCAAAUGUAGAUUCUGAUAAGCUAAGCGUAACUUCUGACGAACCAAGUGUAGAUUCUGAUGAGCUAAGUGGAACGGAUUCCAAUUGCACCGCCGAGGGGGGCCCCUCCGAUGAAGCAGAAUCGGAUGCAACUCCCGAUCCUGGGGGUCGACGUAGUGAUAACUCCGAAACAGCCCCUCAUCCAAGUGAUGACGAACUGAGCGGAAAGGACAGCCAAUCGGUUUACCAAACGGAAGAGGGUAAAGCUAACAAAGAGAACAAAACGAAGCGAAAGAAAAAGAAUAAUUCGGAAGAAACCGGUGCGCACACAAGUGCAGAUGCAGAUGAAGAUGUGAUCGCAAAAGAGGAAAAGUUGAACAAUACCAAAGAGGGCAACACCAACUUUGGUAAGGACCAACACACGGACAAUGCUCAAAAGCAGCUGAGAGGAACAACAAAUGUGGGUAAACGCAAUGUAGAAAGUGCAAUAAAAAAUGACAAGUACCUGAGAAGCGGCAAAAAAUCCUUCAUUCGCUUCUUCCAAAAGAUGAUAGAGAAGGACGAAAGGAAAGAUCUAAAAUACAGUUUUGACUUUUCGAAGGGAAAGAAAAUGAAUAUCAAAACGCUAACCGAGAGUGACAAUUUUUACGUCCUGCUGAAAAUAUACAAAAUGAAGAAUGUGGAAAUUUUCAAUUUUUUGAAAACUCAGAAGGGGCUGAUUUUGGGUGACCUCGACAGGUACAGAAGGGUCUUCGUGGAAGGAGAGGUACACCUUGCAGAAAAAGCGGGACGGAAGAAGAAAAGGGAGAUAUCCACCACAGGGACGUUUACUUCGGAAGAGGACUUAUCCAUGGAAGAGGCGCAAAACACAACCACGUUACCCACCUCAACCGCACCGCCAACAUCAACGCCGGAUCGCGUGAGGAGAAAACUGUACAGAGACAUCUACGCGUACAAAUGCCUCGAAGCGAGUGUGUACAUGAUCAUCCUGCUGAAGCAUUUUAAAACGUUCUUCCAGCUGAAUGACGUUAUUGCGCAAAUUCUAGAAAGUUUCAACAAGACAAAUUUUGUGCUGCUCUUUAAAUUCAUGUGUAACGAUUACAACUACAUAAUAAAUUAUUACAUUAAUAGCAAUAAAUUCAGUGCCCUUUUUAACGUCAUUGUGCUGUUCCCUCAGAAUGUGCUCUUGGACGUUCUGAAGAAUUACGCCUUCAUUUUGUACCUGCAUAAACCACAGAAAUAUGUAGACAUGCUAAUUUUUUAUGACAACUUGAUUGACGAUUAUGCGGACGUCAUUGUGUGCAUGUUUGUCAUAAUUUAUUUUUUCAAAAGAAGGGAGGUGCCCAAGAGGGGGGACAUCAGCGAUCAGAACGGGGAUGCAAAAAAACAUGACAAGGGUGGUAAUCACCCAGGUGACCACCGUGAUGGUAACGGAGAUGACCACCCAGAUGACCACCGAGGCGGACAUCCCACUUCCCACAAACACACAGACGAAUGCAUCCGCUUCUUGGAAUACAUUGCGAACAAAAUUAUAGAGGAAAACACGCUUACAGAAAAGGGAAGUUAUAUGUACACAUUCGAAUGCACAUGGAAAAAAAACCACGUCAUAAAUUGCCUACUUAUUCUGUACAUAGAAAAAGAAGAGGAUGAAAAGAUAAAACUCUUCUUGAACAGAUUAAAAUCGUCGGGCAUUCAUUUUGACCAUCUGUUUAUUAUACGCUUUUUGAAGGAAAAAAAAAAAGAAAAUUUUAUUCCCCAUUUUUAUAUAAUUAUGAAAUAUUUUGAGGAAGCCGUCGAUAAAUCCCUCGAACUGGGGGAUUACAAGACGGCCCAGAAUGCCGUCAUACUAUGCGAAGAUGAGGAAGAAAAAAAAAAAUUAUUUCUCAAAAUUAUUAAAAAUAUUUCAAACAAUUUAAAUGAACAAAACUUAAAAGAAAUAAUUAACCUUGUCCGGGAUUCAAACUCCAUUUUAAAUUUACAGGAUAUACUUCCAUACAUUAAUGAAAACACAAUUAUCGAUUAUUUGAAGAAGGACAUUUGUUCCCUGCUGGGAAUUUACAAUUUAAAAAUACAAGCCAAAAAAGAAGAAAUUAAAGAAAACCUACAAACCAUUGAUCUGCUUAAUGGGGACCUCAACAACUUGAGGAAAAAAUAUCUCCUCCUGGACAAAAAUGAUAUUUGCUAUAUAUGCAAGAAGACAAUUUUUUACAAAAAGUUUUAUGUUUUUUCGUGCAAGCAUUAUUUCCACAGUACCUGCGCUUUGAACAUUUACCUGAAUUCCAAACCGAAAGACGAACUUUUUCAGUUUUUCUGUACUCUUCAUAAUUACAAAAAUGCGCUUAUCAACAAGAAUGAGAAGGACAUGCUCACGUAUGAGACCAAGAUCGAUGACAUCCUGACGGAGGAGUGCUUCCUCUGUGGCUCCAUUUCGAUCAGCUCCAUUUCGCAGCACUUUAUUUCGCAGAGCGAGGGCGACUUGGUGGACAGCUGGGCCAUAUCGAAGGAUUAG